Molecule: messenger RNA, 2649 nt
Organism: Neolamprologus brichardi
Lineage: Eukaryota; Metazoa; Chordata; Actinopteri; Cichliformes; Cichlidae
Gene: twf2b
Product: twinfilin actin-binding protein 2b
Biological process (GO): regulation of lamellipodium assembly; positive regulation of neuron projection development; actin filament depolymerization
Cellular component (GO): cytoplasm; actin filament; myofibril
Molecular function (GO): actin monomer binding; actin filament binding
Source: RefSeq, a predicted model, not a curated record
AGUCACCCUCAAGGCGUUUAUGUCACUGGUGCGCGUGGGUCCCUCCGUCUGCCAUCAGCUCAGCCUACCUGCUGAGCAAGAAGAGCGAGGACACACUGUGACCUGGACCUGGUCCUUGUUGGAUGAGAGGAGUGUGAAGCGGUGAAAACUUACUGCCAAAAGAUGUCUCACCAAACUGGAAUUAUUGCAACAUCUGAGCUGAAAGAUUUUUUGGCCCGAGCGAGGGGAGGUGCCAUCAGAAUCCUGAAGAUUAUUAUCAGAAACGAGGAAUUGGUGCUACAUUCAUACAAAGAACCAGCCCGGAGCUGGGACAAGGAUUAUGACCAGUUCCUGCUUCCUCUGCUCACGCCUCUGGAGCCUUGCUACAUCCUCUACCGCCUGGACUCCAAGAACGCGCAGGGUUAUGAGUGGAUCUUCAUCGCAUGGUCACCUGACCAAUCACCAGUGAGGCAGAAGAUGGUGUAUGCAGCGACUCGUGCCACACUGAAGAAAGAGUUUGGAGGAGGUCACAUCAAAGACGAAGUAUUUGGGACAGUGGAGGAAGACGUGUGUUUCCAGGGAUACAUUCGCCACAGGUCCUCCUGCUCCUCCCCAGCUCCUCUCACAGCAGCUGAGCAGGAGUUACAACGAAUUAAAAUCACAGAGGAUAAAGUUGUGUGGGAUGAACGCAGACGAAUUGGGACUCCGACAGCAAGAGCAAGGGUAACAAUGGAGUUUGGCUUGGACAAACGGGCACAGACUCUUCAGGGUCUUGCGUUUCCUUUACAAGAAGAGGCCAAACGAGCUCUGCAGCAACUCAAGCAUAAACGCAUCAACUACAUCCAGCUGAGGCUGGAUGUAGACAGAGAGACCAUCGAGCUGGUUCACACUAAACCUACAGAAAUCCACGAACUUCCCUACAGGAUUCCCACAGAUUCACCUAGAUACCACUUUUUCAUCUUCAAACAUUCCUAUCAGGGCCAGCAGGAGGAAGCUCUGGUGUUUAUAUACUCGAUGCCUGGGUACACCUGUAGCAUCAAGGAGCGGAUGUUAUACUCCAGCUGUAAGAACAGGCUACUGGACGAGGUGGAGAGAGACUACCAGCUGGAAGUCACUAAAAAGAUGGAGAUAGACAGUGGUGAUGGUCUGACAGAAGACUUCCUGUAUGAGGAGGUGCACCCCAUGGAGCACACUUUAAAGCAGGCAUUUGUCAAGCCCCGUGGCCCGGGAGGGAAAAGGGGCAACAAACGCCUCAUCAAGGGUGCUGGAGAAAACGGAGAAGAAAAUUAGACAUUACACACAUUUGCAUAACACAAGCACACAACACGAUAUCUAAGAAUUGACUUGUUAUUUGAUUUGAAUUUAUUCAUGUCUAGUUUCUUAAUCUAAUCGUUUUUUAAAGGGGAUGCAUCAUCAUCAUGAAACUGUAAAUUCUUGUUAAAAGUCAUUUUAAAUCAUGCAGCAGACAUUAUAAAACUUACAUUCCAUUGUAGGUUUUCAAUGUGCAGCCUCCUCUCUGUGUAAAGCUCUAAAAAUAGACAAUAGCAACAUACAAUAACAUGUAAAAGUCUUGGGCCACACGUCAUUUCUUUAGAUUUUGGUUGGAAGGAGUCAAGCUUUCUGCAGGUCUUUUAUAGUUUUUUUCUCUCAACACUGAAUGCUUUUUCAGUUAUUUUGCGUCCAGUCCUUGACCAUUUUCAGGAGAUUUUUUUUACUUAUUUGUUAAGACUCUUAACACUGACCUAUGAAUCAUUUGAAUCAUUCAAAUAUAUAAUUAAAAAAACGUAAGGAGUAAAACAGUUUUGUUUUACAACAACAAAGAACUGAUUUCUUUAGUUCAAAUCUAUGAAAGACAUGCUUAAUAGGCAUAAAGCAACCUGAUUCUCAAAUAGCUUUUAGCCAAAAUCUUGGCUUAUCUCAACAUGGUGUGCAGUGUGUCUGUAAAAACGCUGAUAAAGCGGAACAAGUGGAGGAUAAAUGUGGCUUAAAAACUUCUUUAAAACUAUCAACAGCAGAUGAACAGUCUCUGAAAUUCAGGUCCUGAAGAAGUGGGAAAAAAUCCAACAAAGACCUGAAACAUGACCUGAGAAAUGCAUCUGGCCCUUCAGCUAACCUUUCUACUGUUCACUAAAACCUCAUCACAAAUGCUCUCAAUGGAGGGAUGGGCAUCAAGAAAGGAUUCUUAAGGAAGGGACACAGGGAGAAAAGGCUGACAUAUGCCACAUUACACAAGAACUGGACAAAAAUCAGUGACAACAGGUCUAAUGGAGUGAUGAAUGUAAGUGUAAUAUUUUGUUCAAAUCAUUGAUACGUAGUAAUGAAUAGCAUUAUGUUUCUUGUUAUUGGACAUGCACAGUGGAUCACUGCCAGUCAAGGAUUGGCCUCUCCAGAGCCCAGAUCUGAUAAUUAUUAAAGCAGUGUGUGAUAAUGUUGACAGAGAACAGAACAAAAGGCAGCCAACAAAGAAAAAAGCUGAAUGUCCUCCCGAACUAUUUCCGAAUACUACUUAAAGAAAAUACAGAAAAAAAAGAAAAAUACUAGAGUUUAGACUGUGCUGAAGAAUUUGGAAAUUGGUCACAUAAAUUAUUGACUUUCAACCUCAUUAUAAUCAUACAGACAUUGUUUUUGCCUUAUAUACCGGGGCGAUCGUGGCUCAAGAGAUGGGAGUUC